Molecule: messenger RNA, 5823 nt
Organism: Misgurnus anguillicaudatus (oriental weatherfish)
Lineage: Eukaryota; Metazoa; Chordata; Actinopteri; Cypriniformes; Cobitidae
Gene: hepacamb
Product: hepatic and glial cell adhesion molecule b
Source: RefSeq, a predicted model, not a curated record
UAUCAAAAAUGAUCAUUACCGCAACAUGAUAUUACAUUAAAUAUAUGCAUUUACAAACUCAUGUUUCGGUAAUGAGAACUAAAAAGUUGUACUAUGACAAACAAAAUUUCAACUUUUAUCUGGAGAGAAAAAAUAAGAACUGCUUACCUGGUAGCCAUCUUGAGUGUCACAGUCAAUUAUGUCCCUUCAAACAAUUUGUUUUUUUUUAUGUUAGUUCCUUGAGGGCUUAAACAAUGAUUGAAAAUUGUUGCGGAGAAUGAGAAAAUUUUUCUUGGACACUACUCUUGGUCUCUACAUUUACCAAUGAUCACCAAAUACCACAUGUUUCGUAUUUUCUUGAACUUUAAAUGUCUGGUUUGGAAGAAAUGAAAAAAUUACGUUUAAGAACGUUUAAUACGUUCAAAUACGUUUAAGAAUCCGUUAAAUGCCACAAGUUUUCAGCAAUGUUCUCUAAGUGCACAGAUGAAGAAUUGAAUGAACGAUUGAUCACAUACGUCACUGUGGAAGAGUUUUUUAUCCAGUUAAAGGCGGAGUCCACGAUGUUUGAAAAAACGCGUUGGAAAAGGAGACGGGCCGACUACAAAAACACACUUAUAGCCAAUCAAAUCAAAUCAAAUGCCGGUUUGCGUAUGUGUGGGGCGGGUCUAUCAACAGAAGGUCCAGAUUCUAUUGGGGUAGGGGCGUGUUUGUUUAGGUGAUUUCAAAUAUCAACAUUGGCUUUCAAACAUCAUGGACUCCGCCUUUAAAGGUCGUCUACCAAAUAUAUAGGUUUCAUGAAACAUUUUGAUAAAAAAAGUAAAUGCAAAGUAAAGUAGCUCAGCUCCGCACCGUUCUAAAAAAAUCGAACACAUUGUUUUCUAUGAGUAUACGCACACCGGCGCCGCCCAGCUGUGACUCAGGAAGUUGCUCAAAUCCCUAUUGCGCCACACAGCGCCACUCACAUAGUUUAACAUUAAAUAACAUCAUAUUUGUCCCAAAUCAUUAAGGAUUAACAUUGGCUGCUAACGUAUAUUUUGCAUUUUGAAGUAGACGCUAUCUGACGAAGCUCACGCUAUUUAAUGUGCACUUCCGGUUUACAAACCUCCGAGUUGUCCUAGACGCGACUCGACGCGGCGCGGCCGGUGUGCGACCCCCUUAAGAGUAUCAAAAUAAGAAGCAUACAGUUACAAACAUCUCUUCAUGUACUGUUUUGCGCAUGAUUUCAAAUGACAUCAUACAAACCAAUUUUGUUGUUUUGUCCACGUUUAAGGGGAAAAUUUUCAUUACCGCAACGUGUCCAUGACUGGAUUUGGGUUCUUUGACAUGAAAAUACUUAUAAUUAAAAAAUCUAAAAAAUAAAAAGCUUCAGUGCAUGUUAUACUAUAAACACUUACAGUAAAGAAAAUGAGCGCCGUCUUUAACUCAUUCCCCGCCAGCCAUUUUUUUAAGUUGCCCGCCAGCAUUUUUUGUGAUUUUAACAAAAGUUUCACAAAAUGCCUUCCAGGAAAAUUAUCUUCUAAAAAUAUAUAAACAUACAAAUAUAUCAAAUGAAUAAACAGACUCUCUGCUUUCAAACAAACAAGAAACAAACAAACAAAACGGGGAAAAACAUUUCAUCGGUUUUUCUCUGCUUAUAAACUCUUAAAUAUGGGUAUUUUUCUUUAAAAAAAUAAUAUUUUUUUAGCAGAAAGCUGAAAUAAUAGCAUUUUUGUGAAAGAGUUUUGUUAAAGAUCAGAUUCGGAACAAUUAUAAAAACAUGUUUGUGUAUGCACAAAAAGCUCCAAAGACAAAGGAAUGCAUGAAAUUGCAUCAUAUGACCCCUUUAAUGUUUAUUAAUGAUGCAAAUUGUUCAUGUUAGUUUAUUGUGCAAUAACUAAUGUUAACAAUUACAACAUUUAAUAAAAAACAAUUGUAUUGGAAAAUUCUGUAAUUUACAUGAACUACAAUAAUAAAUAGUAAAUGCAGAAGUAUUGCUCAUUGUUAGUGCAUGUUGGUGUUAACAAACACAACCUUAUUGUACAUUUCCAAUGAUCAAAUUAGUGGCUAAAUAUAUUUUACGUGUAAUGAAUGUAUUAUUUACUCAAAAGAACAUUUGUGAAAUACAAUAAACAGUGAGGCCAUGAAGCAACAAGCCCCCAACACACAAACACACACACAUUCAGUAUAAUCACCAACCCUCCUUCUCCACCCUUAUAUAUACAGACUAAUUCAAUGACUUACAAACAUGCCAUCGUGAUGCCAUGAUUGUGUGAAUAUCUAUGCAUGUGCAAGUUUGUGUGUCUGUAUCUGUGUGUGUGUGUGUCAGCAGCAUAACAUAGCCCAACCCUUAAGGAACCCGCAGUACUCUGAGUUGGGGGACGUGCUAACAAAUAAUGAUGUUAAUUGUUUGAGGAAGACUGUGAAACUUUGACUCAAUAUGAAGGCAGAAAAGGAGGCUUUUCCUUGGGCAUCGGCCACUUUAGCGGCACCAAUCUUCUUAAUCCUUGUAGUUCUGAUUCCUUCAGGAUGUGUUCAAGGGGUGAACAUUACGAGUUCAGAGACUCUGAUCAGAGGGACGGUGGGUGGAGAAGCUCUUCUCUCCGUCCGUUACUCAAGCACCAGUCAGGAUCCUCCUGUUAUCAAGUGGCAGCUGAAGAGGGAUAAACCCGUUACGGUGGUCCAGUCCAUCAGCACUGUGAUCAUCGGUAACCUGCGGCCAGAAUACAGAGAUCGUAUACUUGUGUUUGAGAACGGCACACUGCUGCUCCAUAACCUCAGGCUGUCUGAUGAGGGCACUUAUGAAGUAGAGAUCUCCAUCACAGAUGACAUAUUCCCUGGAGAGGGAAGCAUCGAGCUAACAGUGGAUGAGCCAAUCUCUAAACCAUACGUCCACAUGGUGACCUCCACUGUUCUGGAAUUGACUGAGAAUUUCAUGCUAAACUGCACCCAUGAUACCGGCACGAAGACCACCUACAGCUGGACAAAAGGUGGGAAUCAAUUAUUGAAUGAGACUCGCCUGAUCCUCUCAACUGACCAGAAGGUCCUGACCAUCACACGUGUAUUAAUGGUAGACGAUGAUGUCUACAUUUGUAUGGUGGAAAACCCCAUAGGUAGCAUGCAAAGCCUACCAGUCAAACUUACAGUUUACAAAAGAAGCUCCCUUUAUAUCAUACUGUCUACGGUGGGCAUCUUUGUCCUUGUCACUCUUGUAACUGUGUGUGCUUGCUGGAGGCCAUCAAAAAACAGAUCUAAAAAACAGAGGACAAAGACUAUGAUACCAAGAGCCAUUCCCCAAAACCAUCACAUCCACUAUCAUGACAAGCCAGAGGAUGAUGUCAUCCCAAUAAUGAUUGAUCAUGAGCGGAGGAAUCCUGUGUCACUCUACAUCUUAAAAGAGAAGGAUCCUCCAGCUGGUGAACCGACGACAACAUGUGAAACAUGCACCUCCAACGGAAGCAGCCUUCCAGGCUACAGCAGCUCGAUUCCUCCUCCAUCCGACUCUCUCGAGCCACCAGCACGCUCCACACGCAGAUACCCUCGCACCCCGACUAAAUCCCCACCGGCCCACCGCCGCCGGAGGAAGGGACACAGCCAGAGCCCACCGGCUCCCUCUCCUUCUCGCAGCCGGGUGUCGAGUCGCUCCUCGUCUGUGCCCUCACCUGUGAAUCCAUCCAGCCCUGCAUCAGAAUCCAGAGGCUCUCCAAAAACAUAGAUGCUGACCUCUGUCGAGCCCACAUGCGGCAAAGAGACUUUUGAUAUUAGUGACCUGCACAAAUACUUUGAAUUAAUGUGUGUACAUAUGUAAAUACACAAUGUGAGUGGCCCCAAACAAUGCAUUUCAAGAUUGUUUUCCUUUAUCUUUUUAUAUUUGAAUGCACUUUGUGAAUGUAGGUUCUUUACUAGACUCUUAUAGAUGCCAGGUACUGAAAUGUGAUUAUGUUGUGUUGACAAAACAAAAAAAUACUGUUAUUGCUCAAACAAGGCUAGGGUUUUAUUUCUAAAUUCGUUCAACCAAAGCAAAAAUGUUGAACUUGCAAUCCCAUUCAGUUUCAAGCUCCAACUCAUUUAGUCUGAUCUGAAUUAAUUUGCUAAAGUUUUUGUCUUUCUAAAUGAUUCUGAUUGGUCAAUAGAUGUGUUUUGUUUACGAUAAACCACAGCUAUCUGCUUGUUAAGGCUGUGUCCGAAAGUUCUAAAAUGCUGCCUUCGGAGGCAGGAAGGCAUCAAGGCACAUCCGAAUCCAAUGUUAGGUUUACUUCCUGUCUCCUGAGAUACUUUCAUCAGCCCUGUCCCAAAUGGCACACUCCGGACUUGUGGACUUCCUCAGAGUCCACGCUUUGAUGACAUCAUGUAGUGCAGACCUUAGGGACCCUUGACCCGAGUCCACAAGGGUGCACUGGAGUUGUAUUUGGGACAGACUCGAGCAUAAUGCUGCAAAUAGGAAGAGAAGUGCUCGUUUGAUUGCUCUUUCGCAAGGACUUUUGGGUUGGUAAAGUGUGUGGUGCCUAAGCCCAUUAAGGGUGCAAAGGGGGCGCUGAUGAGCACACUUCAGAGCGUAAAAUGACAGAUGGGACACUAUAGACUAAGCAAGCAUGCGCAAUUUACGACCACUAGACCGAAAGUCCACAUCAAGUGCGCCAUUUGGGACAGGACCAUCGUCUUGUCCCACAAUUCUAUGCGUGUGUGGGAGGGGGGAAUGUGAUUGGUCAAGUUCGAAAAAACAAAAUGGCAGCCAAGAAUGGACUUGAGCAGCUGGAGCACAAAUUUCGUGUAAAUUAGGUGAUAUUUUCACUUUUUGAUUGCAUUUCUAGUGAGAAAUUAGUAUUGUAAUUUUCAAAUAUGGGAUUCGUUAUCACAAAGGCACUCUCUGUUUAUAUUUUAAACAAAAUUUCACUACGCUGCCUAUGAAGUCUGUCCGAAUGCGUUUAUAAAGUCCAAAAGUCAUUGCCUCAUGAGGCAGCGAGGCAACAAGUCAGCUGCCUACGCGGCCAUCAUCACACAAGCUUGUGUUUUCAGUCUGACGCAAUCUCAUACGUAUGAAUGGAAGUCAAUGGAACGAAAAGUCUAGUGUGAUCGUGGCUUUAGCCAUAAACCCAAAACAGACUGGAUUGUUUCAUCCUAUAAUUGGUUCCAUCUAGGUUAAUUUAGUCUAUAGAGUUACCCAACCAUGGAUUAAAACAACCCAGGAUUUUUACUGUAGCAGUGCAACCUGUCAGUAAAAACUACCAACACCAUAUAAACCAGAAUCUGCCAAGCAACCACUCAGAACACCAUCAAAACCAACUAGCAGAUCACUGCAGCGUCAUCUUAGCAACCACUGAGGACACCCUAGCAACCACUUAACAUACUGUAAACUUUCAUGCAGUCUUCAUUCCAAGCCAACAUUUAGAGUUUGUCUUAAUGAAGUGUUUUUCUAGUUUCAGUGAAUGUAAACAAAAAGUAGAGAUAUUCUUUAAAUAAAAAUGUUAAAAAGCACAAGUGGAAUCUUUCACAGACGUGGUUUUGUGCCAUGUUUCUCCUGAUGAAAAUCUGAGUGUUAUGCAAUCUCUCUCUAGACGAAGUUCAUACCGUUCCUGAAUAGGGAGUGACAAUGUGCUUGCUGAUUCACACAAAAGACACAAUAGGCUCCUUGUUGUGCAUAAACACAGCCUUUGAGAACAAACAUUGUAAAGUUUAAAAGGCUGUUAUUGUGUUACUUUAUUCCCAUACAUAAAUUGGAGGAAUAAAACACAAAUGCUUCGGGAAACGCUGAAGUUAUCAUACAGACCAGUGGUUCUCAAACUUUUUCGGCAUGCAACCCCCCUUGUGUACACUGCAUCCCUUCAUGGCCCCCUAAAGAAAAUGUAAAGAAAAUGUAUGACAUAAAAC